Messenger RNA from Paraglomus occultum, 203 nucleotides. NCBI's taxonomy places the organism in Eukaryota, Fungi, Glomeromycota, Glomeromycetes, Paraglomerales, Paraglomeraceae. The record is from the annotation of a GenBank genome assembly.
CUUCCUCCCCACCAAGCAACACCGUUACCUCCACGACCAAUAUCGUAAACGAGUCAAACGACGACCCAUCCAAUGACGCCCCAAAUGAACCAACCGAAGAUAAACCAAAGAGACAGGCCAAACUCCGGAAACUAGCAGUAAAAAAUUAUGUUCAAAAAAAAAAAAAUAAUAAUAACGGCAGCGGCAGUGUCGAGUUUCUGUGA